Molecule: messenger RNA, 2159 nt
Organism: Anopheles coustani
Lineage: Eukaryota; Metazoa; Arthropoda; Insecta; Diptera; Culicidae
Gene: Tak1
Product: mitogen-activated protein kinase kinase kinase 7
Exons: 8
Coding region: 285-2108 (607 amino acids)
Biological process (GO): protein phosphorylation; JNK cascade; positive regulation of canonical NF-kappaB signal transduction
Molecular function (GO): magnesium ion binding; MAP kinase kinase kinase activity; ATP binding
Source: RefSeq, a predicted model, not a curated record
AUGAAAAAUAUUGUGCGAAGCGUAACUACACCAAAGCAGCGUUCAUUUUUCAACUAAAGCAAGUGUGCAGAACAUUUAGAACCAAUUAUUCCGAAAUUGUGUUCGGUUUGAUCAGUGCCACAGCAACAUUGAUGCACCCGUGUGCGGGGUGUAACCAGUGUUAGGCGCUUUGUUUAGGUUCGCAUCAUCGUCUCCAAUCUACGGCAUAUCUUCCUUCCAAAACUGAGGUGGAAUUCGCAGCGGCUUCAGACCAUCUCUUCACAUAAGGCUUUUGCUACUCUUCAAUGUCGAUGUCGCGCGAACAUAACAGAAUGAACAGCGUACUGCCGCCGUUUGUGACCGCGAUCGAUAUUGGAGAAAUCGAGCAGAUUGCCACCGUCGGGAAAGGGUCAUUCGGGACAGUCAUUAAAGCGAAAUGGCGAAACAAAUACGUUGCGGUGAAGUACAUCGAGGAUAUUUCGGAGCAACAUGCAUUUAUCACGGAAGUGAGCCACCUUUCCCGGGUGGCCCAUCCGAACAUCAUCGAGCUGUACGGUGCCUGCACGGAGAAACCACACGUCUGUCUGGUGAUGGAGUACGCCGACGGUGGUUCGCUCCAUAAAGUACUUCACUGUAGACCCAGACCGGUCUACACGGCCGCACAUGCCAUGAGCUGGGCCCGACAGUGCGCUGAGGGUGUUGCAUAUCUGCACGACAUGACUCCUCGGCCGAUGAUCCACCGUGACCUGAAACCCCCCAACCUGCUGCUAGUCAACAAUGGGACCGUGCUGAAGAUCUGCGACUUUGGCACGGUCACCGACAAAUCGACGCUGAUGACCAACAACAAGGGCAGCGCCGCCUGGAUGGCGCCCGAGGUGUUCGAGGGCUCGUCGUACACGGAGAAGUGUGACGUUUUCAGCUGGGGCAUCAUCCUGUGGGAAGUGAUCGCUCGCGAGCAGCCGUUCAAGCACAUCGACACAUCGUUCGCGAUCAUGUGGCGGGUGCAUCAGGGCAGCCGGCCGCCCCUGAUCGACGACUGUCCGAAGCCGAUCGAGCAGCUGAUGAUACGCUGCUGGGCACAGGACCCAAUCAAUCGUCCCUCGAUGAAGGAGGUCGUGAGCGUGAUGAACGAACUGUGCAAAAUGUUCACCGGAGAGAAUGAACCGAUCGGGGACGAAAUCGUGCCGGACGAUGAGGAGGACUCGUACGGUAUGGAUUAUCCUCUUGAUAGCAACAUGUCAUCGGAGAGUACAAACAAUGGGGUGGACUCGAGCGGCAGCGGCAGCAGCAGGGGCACGAUUACAAACAAGAACACUACCAUCCAGCGAAUAUCGGACGUGCCCAGGAACAGUCCCCUUCGAAAUAUGUCCUCGGCGGUACUACAACCCCUCUACAUUGCGGUCAAUCCGUACGAUCAACCAACCGAUCUCGGAAGUACGGCAUUAUGUACCGCUAACAACAAUCAGGGCACGGAAGGGUUAACCGUCACAAAAUGCACCAAUGCGCCCAUGGAUGCCGUCAGCAGCUCAAUUACCUUCACCAAUUCCUCGACCGGCUCCACCGGUGUCGGGAUUGGUGAAACCACCACCGGUGGUAGGGUAGGGCCGAUCCCAACAGUAGACACCACUGCGGACGACGAGGGAGGCGGUAAACGAGGCGAAGGAGACGGACGAGGAAACAACAAACAGAACGAGGCGGCCCUCGGCGACACGCUGUACAGUAUUUUGGACCCAAAUCUGAGACCUCUAACACCGGUACCAAACAAUCCACUCUCCGAGCAGAUACACAACGAACACAAGCUGUUAGUGCAAAAGUAUUUCGAGUUCGAGACGCAAAUCGUGACCAGUAUGGCGCAACGGGAAAUGUUGCAGAACAAUAUGCUACCGGAGGAGCUGCAGCUGAAGAAGGCCUACAUAAAGCGGCUCGAGGAACGGGAGGCGCUACUUAAGUUCAAAGCUAACCUGCAGAAGCAACUGAACGACAAAAAUCGACAGCAACAAACGAGGCAGCAGCAGCACCAACAGCAGCAGCUACUGCAUCCUCCACCCCUAAACCGGCAGGAAUCAGACUCGGAAUGGGUAAUCAUCCCGCCGCCCGACUGUCGACCAAAGACAGACAAUCAGCACUGAUUUGCCUUAAAGUUAAGAUUACUAUACGAAUAAAGUUGUGCGAAACAUUGA